Messenger RNA from Corylus avellana, 1083 nucleotides. Lineage: Eukaryota; Viridiplantae; Streptophyta; Magnoliopsida; Fagales; Betulaceae. The record is from RefSeq and is a predicted model, not a curated record.
AUGACUGGAACUGGCCUUUGGGCACAACCCACAGGUGUGUUAUCCGACUCCCACCACAGUGGAAGGCCGCGUGGUAGUGUUUGGGAUAGACUGGGCAAGCCAUGCGAUGGCACACCUGAAGGGAGCAAGACUGUUGAUGUGAGUGGUGUUGGUCUUAUGAAGCAAGAUGAGCAAGUAAUUACUCAGCGACCAUCAGUGCUUCCUGUGCCAAAUGGUGAACGUAGUAGGACUGUGACAGGGGAAGUUCCUGGGCUUGGUAACAACAACCUUGCUGAGAGUAGAAAGUUCGAUCAUGUCAUGGGUACAAUUUGUGAACCUCAUGCUGUGAGUAACAUCGGACGAAAGAGACACUUUGGUGAAGUUGGUGCUGGCCUUGGUUCCGGUCUAGUUCCUUUGGUGGUUAAGAGAAAUGUGGGUCUUCCAUGCGAAGAAAAUUCUCAGGAUUUCAAGAAAUCCAACUUGACCAAGGAUUCCAAAACUACUACUCCAAAUCUGGCUUUGGAAGUUUUAGAUGUGAAACAAAGACUGCAUCAAAUUGAGAUGGAAAUGUCUACGCUGCGAUCAAGACAGGUACAUUUUGCAGGAGCCAAUAAAAAAGCGUUAUCAUUGUACUUUGCCAAAUGUGGGGCAGUGGUCAAUGUGGUGACUUUGACUGACAAAUCAACUGCACAGCAAAGAGGGUCUGCUUAUGUUAUAUUUGCCAGUAAGCAAUCUGUUGACAAAGCAUUGGAAUUGAGUGGAGCUCGAUUUUUUUCAAGGCCCAUAAAGGUGGUAAGGAAGGCAGAACUAGCUGGUGCAACAUUAGGACCAAGCCAGCUUGCUGGGAGUCCAUGCGAAGCACCUUUAACUCACAACAAUAGAAAUUUUACACCCAACAAACUACAAUGGCGAAGGGCAUCCACCUCUGAUCCAUCAGAACCAUCAGUGCCAUCAACUGUUAUAGUGAAUGUAGCUGCAUCUUCUGCAACCCAACAACAGCUUCCUAGUUCACCUGCAUCACUUGGAACCAGAGAAGUGAAUUCUUUGUCUGUAGAGCACCCCGUCACUUCCUAAUUUUUUAGAUAAUCACAUUUACUAAUUGGU